GUCGCGACCAGCUCAUCCGGCACGGCACGGCACGCAAGCAGCAGGCAUGUUGCAAUCCCUGCUGACGAAGACGCUCAAGCAGCAUCUGGCCCCAUACCUGGAAGGGUUUGAUGCAGACCAGCUGGAUGUUGGCGUGCUCAAGGGGGAGAUUGUCUUGCAUGACCUCAAGCUCAAGAGCACCAUCCUGGCUGACCUGGACCUGCCAGUGCAGCUGCACAAAGGGUAUGUGGGCACGCUGAGGCUGAAGAUACCGUGGAAGCACCUCUUCCCAACACCAUCCAAGCCUGUCAUCGCGCAGGUGGAGAACAUCUUCAUUGUUGUCGGCCCAAAUCUGGACCAACCGUUUCGCAAGGAUGUGCACGACAAGAACGAGCGCGCACGUAAAGACUCUGCCAUUGCUGUCUGGGAAGAGGAGUGGAAGCAGGCGCACAUGACCGAGCAAGAGAAGAAGGCCAAGGCCAGCUUCACAGAGAAGCUUGUUGCCUCCAUCAUCAACAACUUGCAGGUGACGAUCAAAGGUCUGCAUGUGCGCUACGAAGACGAUGUUGCACACAGCGGCCACCCGUUUGCUGCAGGGUUCACCAUCGACACCAUUGCCGCGGAAACAACAGAUGAGAACUUCAAGCCAGCCUUUGCUGGUGGUAUGCCACCUGUUGUGCACAAACUCGCCACCCUCUCCUGCCUGUCCAUGUACCUGGACACGGACGCCAAAAUGGUGCACAAGAUGAAGCCAGACGCGGCGAAGAAGGAUGCCUGGGUUGAGUACAUGCGCAGUCUCAUCCCAAGCAAUGAGCGUGCUGUGGAUCACCAGUACUUGCUGGCCCCCGUGUCAAUGACACUCAAACUCAAACUCAACAGCAAGGGCGAGGUCAACGUCGUUCCCAAGGUGGAUGCUGACGUGCACGUUGAGCGGUUCCAGAUUGACCUGGACGAGGGCCAAUACAACGAUCUCCUCUUCCUCACAGACGGUCUCUCACGCUUUUCGCGCCAAAGCACACACCGCCACCUCAGGCCGACCAGUGUGCGCCCGACCACGCCGCGCGGCGCCCGCCAGUGGUGGCAGUACUGCACCGCCGCCGUGCGCGAGGAUGUGCGUGCUGGCCUGCGGCAGUGGUCGUGGCCGCGCAUGGCAGCGAGGCGGGCGCACCGCGUCAAGUACAAGAACACAUACCGCGAGUUCUGUGGCAUCAAGAAGGAAGGGAAAUCGAAGCAGGCGCUCCAGGCCGAGCUGACGAAACUGGAGGAGACAAUGACGCCCGAGGACAUCAUUGCAUAUCGCCAGGACGUGCGGCAGGCGCUGCACAGGGAAGAGAAGGAGCGACAGAAGAAGCACAAGCACGACAAGGGCGGCGGCUGGUUCAGCUGGCUCACGGGACAUAAGACGACGUCAACGGAUGCGCUAUCGCAGGCGUUUGGAGACGAGCUCACGGAGAAAGAGAAGAAUGAAAUCUAUGAAGCCAUCGGUUACGACGAGGAGGACGUGAGUGGCGUGGACAUCCAUUCCAAGUCAUACGUGGCAAUGAAGGCAUCGUUACUGAUCGGCAAAGUUGGCAUCUGCCUUUGCGAGCGUCGGAAGCCCGUGCAGACGGCUGACGAGCGAGCGGACAUUCUGGCGCUGGAUCUGCACCAGCUGAGUGUUGGGUUUGCGCAGCGGCCAGCAGCAGAGGCAGUCAAGGUCGACGUCACCAUCCAGAGUCUCCUUGUCACAGAUGAGCAGCUGCGUGCAACGCCGGAUGCAGAUACAAGUUUUUGCUGCGUCCUCCGCCCUCGUCGCGCGAUGCACAAGCUCGGGCGGCGUGAUCGCGGUGCAACGCAGUCAACAGCGCCCUUCUUUGAGCUCACGUUCGAAACAAACCCGCAGGACAAGCCCGUGGACACGCGGGUGGUGCUGGGCCUGGAGCCACUGGAGGUUGUGUAUGUCCCCGCAGUGCUCCAGCGGGUCACAGACUUCACGGCGGUGCCGGCCGAGCUGACUGCACUGGAUGAUGUUGCGUCGGCGGCAGCGGCGCGGGCAUGGCAGCUGCAGGAUUACACCAGCACGGGUCUCAUGUACGCGAUUGAGACACACACGACGAUUGACCUCGACAUUCAGCUCGGUGCUCCCACGGUCAUCAUCCCCACAGACCGCGUGAUGAUGGUGGUGGAUCUUGGGCACCUCAGCGUCAAGUCAAGCGUCAUCGAUCCCUCAACCCUCUCUGUGAAGAAUGUGGAGGAGGGCAUGUACGAUCGCUUCGACAUCCGUCUCUCCCACCUGCAGGCCGUCAUCCUCCAACGCAACAAAGGCUCCGACAUGGCAACAGAGUGGCAAGAAAUGCUGGUGGCGCCAGAUGUGACCCCACAUCACCUGCUCGCCCCGACAACGCUCGACCUUGCAUUCUUCCAAUGUGUGCAGCAGAACAACCCAAAGUAUGCGCGAGGCAAGUUUGAGGGCCACCUGCCCUCGCUGCACGUGUACAUCUCCGAUGCCAUCUACAUUCAGCUGAUGGAGCUGCUCGCCGUCAUUGCGCCGCCACAGCCUGAACCCGACGCAGCCCAGCUUGCCCUUGAACAACAGCAACAACAACAACAGCAACAACAACAACAACAGCAACAACAACAACAACAGCAACAACAACAGCAGCAGAACAAGGCAGCGCUGGCGCGCAGACGGGCGCUAUCGCGUGUACAUGCCGCAUCGCCGCGUGCUCCUGGCGGGGCGUCUCCGCUGACACCGCGGGCCCGGGCGCCCACAGCGGUCAGCGGCAGCAACGCCCCCUACGCGUCCUCGCACGGCGCAGAGGACACGGAUGAUGAGUUCUUCUCGUGCGACGAAGGCAGUGGGAGCAUGAUGGACGUCUCCAGUGCGUCGUCGUCUUCACACGCGCACAGCGGUGAAGGGGAAGAGCAGCCGCCGGCCAUGACAGAGGAGGAGCUGGAGCUCGCACUCGCCCGGCAUGUCGUCAUUGAGGGCACAUUCACCAUUGCUCGCAUGCGCGUGACGGUGGUCGAUACCAGCACAGACGGCGGCGGCGCAGCAGCAGCAGCAGCAGUGCCCGCACAGCAGAUAGCACCCCAAACAGCAGUAGCACCAUCAUCAACAGCCACAGCAACAAAAACAACAUCGUCAUCAUCGUCAUCAGCUGUUGUGGGGACGGCAGGCAGAGAGCUGCUCACGCUGGAUAUUCGCAACCUGUCGCUGGACCGGUUUCGGCAACGCGAAGACAUGCUGGCAGAGCUCUCGCUUGCAGGCAUCGACAUUGUUGAUCACCUUGCCCACCACUCCGAUGACAGCCACGGUGCUGGUGGUGAUGACGCAAAUGCGUCGCAGCACGCGGCAGCGAAAGAUCACAACAAGAAGAAGAAGACGACGACGAUGAAGUCAACGGUGGACAAGGGCGAGAAGAAGGACAAGAAGGGCGACACGAAGAAGAAGAAGACCAAGACCAAGACCAAGACGGCGCACGACGACAAAGCAAAGGACGAGAAGAGUGAUGCCUCCAGCCAAGCUGAUGGAGAAGCCCCCGGCACACAGCGUGCGCUCCUGUUGGAAUCAAACCCACGGACACCCUUGCCUGGCAUUGCGUACGAACCAGCAGCCGACAAGCUGAUCAGCGUGUACUACACCGCGUGCCCACCAGAGUCACCGCUGUUUGCGGAGGACCAUGAUCGCAUCAAGGCGUCGGCAAAGGUGGACGUUGGUGACCUCCGUUUGACGGUUCGCCAGGAGUCGCUCCGCGUUGUGCUCGCAUGGGCGCAGACCACCAUGGCCAGUGCCACCGCUGCUUCGGAGGCGGUGCUGGAGGAACAGGGCCUGUCCACCACCGUGCCGUCGCCAUCAACCCGGUCACCCGCCACUGUUGCGGAGGAAAGCAGUGGUGACAGCCAGGCAGCCACAGCGGCGGCGGCAGCAACAGCAGCAGCAGCAAGCUAUCCUUCCUCGGAUGCCACUGCCACCUCACAGCAGCAAACUGGCAAGGCCGCACCGGUUGGUCCAGAAGCGUCUGACGGCAUUGUGGACAUGGAGGCGACAGCAACGUUUGGGUCUGUGCAGCUGGUGCUGCAGCGGCGCCAGCAGCCCGUGGCGUCCUUCCUGCUUGCCGGCGCACAGGCCAACGUGAGCAUGGACGCGAACCGCACGGCCAUCAAGGCGUCGCUUGCCCAGCUCAACCUGGCAGACUUGCUGCGCGAAAACCCGUCCAAGCAGAUGGUGGUGAGCGUGCUUGGCGCCGACAAGGUGUUCAGUGCCACCGCCAUGCUGUGGAACGAGCAGGCCAAAGGCGGCAGCUUCCUCCACCCGGACAUGACUGUCAAGCUUGACGUGGCGCAGCUGCGCGUGGUGUUCUUCAUGCGCUUCAUCACAGACAUCACCCGCUUUGCCGGCGCUCUCACCGCAGACCAGCCACCCACUGCAAGCAGCGGCAGCAGCACAUCACGCACGACGGCCACCAGCAGCACAGCAAACGCGCAUGGUCCCCAAUCUGGCGGCAGCCCGCACCGCCGCUCGGACCACCGCAUCCAAGUCACUGCUGUCGAGGACGAUGACGAUGACGAUGGCGAUGAAGGCGGCGAUGGCGAAGGUGCAGGGAACCUACGGGAAAUGAUGGGCACCGCCAGCAACCCGCGGUCAUCGCAGGCCCUCAGCACACACACGAGCACGAGCAGCCGUACGCUCCGCCCGCCAUCCACGGGCCGCGGCGGCGGCGGCAGUGCUGGCGGUCGCAAGCGGCGGAGUCGGAAGGGAAGCAGGACAGCGUCCCCGACGCCAUCCAUCUUCUCGCACCUGAGCAACCUGCCCGCGACGCUGACCAUGGCUGAGAAGGCCGCAGCCGUGUAUAAGAUGGACCUGGACGUGACGCUGCUUGCACCGCAGAUUGUGGUGCCGAUUGACGCCACCUCCAACAGCGCGCUCGUGCUUGACCUGGGCAAGCUGCAGGUGUCGAACAGCAUCGCAAAGGAGCCCGAGAUGGCCGAGCGCGACUUUUGCAUCGUGGACACCAUGAACGUGACGCUGAGCAACCUGCACAUGCGCAUGAUCACGUUUGACGAGGGCGACGGCGAGGCGCGAAAGACGACGGAGGUGAUCCACCCCGUGGACGUGAACGUGUGUUUGCGCCGCGCCCUGCUUAACGCGAAACACGAACUGCCCGACAUGGACCUCGCCUGCAACAUCUCCUCCAUCAACUUGGAGCUGAACGACGCCGACUACGUGCUCAUCAUGCAAAUGCUUGCAGGCAAUUUGGGGGAGGAGCCCGUGCUGCCCGAAGAAGAAGCGCCACUGGAAGGUGGCACGGGCCAACCAAGUGCCCACAGGCAACCGCAAGCGGCGCCCGUGAUCACAGUUGACGGGGAGCAAGGCCGAGAGCACCUCAAGGACAAGGCGCGGCAGCACGCACUGGACGUGAUUCGUGGCGAGGACAGCCGGGAGAAGCUUGAUGUGACGGCGCUGGAGCGAGAGGCCGUGCGAACGCCAACGCCGCGCCAACACAAACCACCACGCCCACCGCCAGCGAUAGUGGCAUCCAGCAGUCGUGCGGACGCCCGCAGCCAGCAGGAGGAGGAGCAGGAGGGUGCAGGAGUGGAUGGUGAGCGGGCUCGCAGCAUCAGCCAGGCCGUUCGCACAACAUCGGGCGCUGUCGGAACAGCACCGCCUCCCCACGUUGCAACAAAGGCGACAGUGACGCUGGCGAGCGUGUCUCUGCUGCUGCGCAAGGAGACACAGCCCCUGUGCACGGUGACGCUGAAGGAGUCUGACCUGCACGCGAAGAUUGACGCGGAUGGGGCCAUUCGGGCCGGCGUGGAGGUGGAGGGCCUGGAGAUUGUGGAUGCACGCCCAGACUCACAGAGCAAGUUCAAGGCGCUGCUCAAGAGCUCCACCACAGCCACGACCACAACCACGAGCACCACAACGACCACGCCUCAGCAGCAGCAGCCACAGCAGCAGCAGCAGCAGCAGCAGCAGCAGCAACAGCACAUGUUGGUUGCGCGUGCGAAUGUCCUUGAUGGUGACACGAGCGUGCGCAUGACGCUGCGCGGCCUGGAUGUCACCGUGUGCAUGGAUUUCGUCAUGGCACUCGUGGGCUUUUUGCCAGAGGUACCAGACAACACUGCAACUGCUGGCGGCGGGGACACGGGUGACACAAAGAAGGAGGCAAUCAUGGAUGCUGAUCGAGCCAGCCGCGCUCCUCGCAGCAUCGACGACCUCCUGGACGAGGACCAUGAUGACGACGACGAUGAUGAUGAAGAGCAAGCAGACGGCGGGAACGUGGCACUGGCCAACACAAGCGAAACAGGCGGAGACGACACUGCCGGACCGCCUGCUCCGACGCUCCGCGUGUAUGUGGAGGUGGAUGACCUGUGCACCAAACUGGUUGAGGACCACACAGACCCGAUUUCCCGCGCCCUGCGCCUCGCCUUUGACGUGCACCUGUUUUACUCUGCGGCAGAGGUUCGCAGCAACAUCUCAGUGAACAUGACCAACCUGCACAUGGCGUCGCUCCGGCCGUGGCGGGGCCAGCGCGAGUUUGUGACAGUGCUGCAGCCGUGUGCGCUCAAGCUUUCGUACUCAACCGAUGCGGACAAGGACCUGAACAUCAUUGGUGUGAACCUCGACCACAUUGUCAUGAGCGUUGGAUACAACGACCUGAAGAUUGUGUUAUCUGUGCUGGCUGCGCUCGGAGCGGAGAGCAAGCCCGUCGACAACGACCACGACAACGACGCAGAAGCUGCCGAUGACGAUGCGGCAGACGUGCAUACACACACGCGCGCUGAGGUGACGCUGGACACGUCGGAGCAGCUGCUUGGGACGGACCGCUGGUACCUCGAGUCGUACAGGCGCGGGGAUGAUGGCGAUGCGUCAUCGCUGCUGUCGAGCGAAUCAGCAGAGGACGAGGGCGAAAACGGGCGCGGAAACAGGCACGAGCUGAUGUUUGGACGGUUCUCCCCCGCGCACAUGAUGGCGGAGGAAGGCGAGGCCGAGGAGUGGAUUUCCCGCUCAACAGCGCAGGUGGAGAUUGGCAGCAUCGACAUCACGCUGAUUGACGACUUUGACAAGCAGGACCAGCCCAUGCUGCUUCUCAGCUCGGACCUGUUUGUGUCUGCGAAGAACGUCAUGUCGACCAAGCUGCCGCUGGACGUGUGGGCGAGCCUGUCGCUCUCCGUCGCGUUUUACAACCCGCGCGUGUCAACAUGGGAGCCUGUACUCGAGCCUAUCCUCGACACAGACACGCGGACUCCGCGGCCAUGGCAGCUGCAGGCGCACGUACGCAUGCGGCAAGGCGAUCAGGGCCAGCUCACCUCCACCGCCAUCGCCGACAUGGACACCGGCGACACGAGCGUGCACCCGGACGCGCUGCCGGAUCUGCUGUGCGUUGUGACCGCCGCGGACCGGCUGGAGAUCAACUUCACCAACGCCUUCUACUCUGUGAUCAUGUCAAGCGUGUUUGUGGCUGGGGAGGAGGAGUGCGUGAAAGACGACGCGGCCGUGCUGCAGCACCAGGCGGUAGCCGAAGUGCAGGAGGCGUCGCUGGCACAGACGGUCACCAUCAAGCGCGAGUUUGUGGAGUAUCUGUUUGUCAACUCCACUGCGCAUGAGAUGACGCUGACGCUGCACCACCCCAACCGAAGCAUCACAGACGACACGCGCACGGUGGUUGUGGAGGCCGACGCCACUGUUCCGCUGCUGUUCCCGGCAGAGACUCGCCGUGAGCGCACGUACAUGCGUGCACUCGCUGCCGGCACGACCUCGUCUGAGCGGCGCGUCACCAUCAGCUUGCCUGGCUGCCAGCCGCUUGUUGGUGUGCACGUGGAAGGCGUGGGUCGGUUUGGCCACCGGCUCACCACGGCGGACGGCAAGCGCACGCUCUGGUGUGUUGUUGAGGUCGAGAUGAAGGGCGCCAUCAAAAUUGUCACCGUCCACAGCACGUUCCAGGUGCACAACAGCCUUCACAUUCCGCUGGAUAUCGGCUGCAAGCUCAACGACCAAAUGGUGUCAUUGAGCGAGCUCGCACCAGGCGACACCUUCAGCCUGCCGCUGACGGUUGCGAUCCGCGGAUUCCACGCGCGCCCGUCCGGCCUCGCAUAUGCGUGGAACCCGGAGCCCAUCUGCUUCUCGUCUCGCCCGCGCAUGUUCAUCCAGUGCAACCCAGCAGCUGCGGCAGCAGCGGCGGACGGAGCCAAUCUCGUCUCGAGUGUGUCCACGUCGGGCACCCACACACAACCAGCGACAGGCGAGGCAACAGCAGCAGCACCAGGUGGAGGCGAAGGAGAAGGCGACGGUGACGUUGGCAAUGACGAUGAGGGCGCAGCAGCGGACGACACGGCACCCAGGGGUCCAAUGGCGCUCCAGGCCGUCAUCCAGCGCCUCAAGUUUGAUGCGGGCGUGCCGAGUGCGAGCCACCCCUGUCACGUCGUCACGUUUUCGGCGCCGCUGAUUGUGCGCAACCUGCUGCCAAUGCCGCUGCACCUGAAGCUGUUGUGUGCAGACAACGAGGAGCUGGACGGCACCACGAUCCAUCUGCAGGCUGGCGAGCGCUUCCCUGUGAUUGGACAGCUGACGGGCCAGGUCCAGGCGCUGUACUACCACUCGUGGAUGGAGGGCAAGCCCAAGUUUGCACGCAGCGUCAAGAAGAAAGAGGGUGCGGCAACGGAGCACGCAGACAACGGCACAGUUGCCCCUCCACAGGACCACCGCAAUGGUGACAGUGGUGGUGGCGAGAACGAUGAUGAGGACACGGAGAGCAACAUUCUUGUUCCAGACGAUGCGUGGCAGGGGCCGUUCCUUCUCUACAAACCUCGCCAGUGGCAGAAGCAAACGGAACAGAGUGUCAAGUGCGAGCGCGAGGUUGACGGUGCGAGCGAGCAGUUCCACAUGCACGUGUUGUCACAGUCGACCGGCACACGCGGCGCCAGCACCCUGGUGACUGUUGCCGCCCCUUACUGGAUCGUCAACCAAACCGGGCGAACCAUCCGCUACCGCCAGCGCGGCGACGAGUUUGAGGGCCCGUCUUUGCGCGUGCACAAACCAGAACAGACACAGCCAGAGCUGUUCAGUCUCGGCGUGCGCCCGUCCACCACGGUCCGCUUUGCGUUUGAGGACUCCGGCAAGUGGUCUGAGGCGCAACGGCUGGACACGGUCGGCCACUCGUUCCCCAUCACGCUGCCCAUCACCCGUGGCGCAGCCGACGAGGAGGUGGUUGGCCAGACGGAAAUUGCUGCCAGCAUUGCGCUGGCGCAGGGCAACCUGACGAAGAUUGUCACGCUCGUGCCGCGGUUCAUGCUGCACAACACGAGCACCCACACGGUCCUGUGCGCUGAGGCGGCAGUGUCGUUGACGCGGGGCAGUAGAGGACGCGAGGGCGUGAUUGAGCUCGCACCAGGCGACUGCGUACCAUUUUGGCCACAGCGCGAAGAAGCCUUGCUUCGCGUUCUGCCACCGGAUGCGGACAAGCCGAGCAAUGCGUUUUCCGUCGCCAGCGCGCAGGAUGUGUCGCUCCUGUCGCCGAUUCGUGACAAUGAAUUCAGAGUCAUUCGCGUCGCUGUUCGCCCGCAAGACGCGACGAUGGUGGCGACGCUAUCAGACUAUGACGGGCUCGCAGACGUGCGCAUCGAGAACCGCUGCGCAGCAAAGGACUUGACGGUGGAGUACAGACAGGCGGAGAGCGCAGAGCCGUUUCACGCUGUGGACGUCCUGCAUGAGCGCAGCUUUGUUCGACCGCAGGCCACGGGCAAGAAGGAGAUGGAGAUUCGCAUCCCGCACUGCCACGCUUCGUUCGCACACACGUUUGGCAAGUUCUACGUGAAGCAAGUGUGCAAGAACAGGGGCCAGCCCGUGUACGCCGUCUCGUUCCCCGACAAUGCGCAGCCUGUGCUGCUGUUCACAGACAACAGAUUGCUUGCAAGCAAACUUCGUCGGGCAUGCGGUCUUGAGCGGGACUCGAAGAAGGCCGGCAACGACAUUGACCUUGCGCCCCGUAUCCACAAGAUGCAGUCGUACUUCAAUGUUGCGCUCACGGGCGUUGGCCUCUCCCUCGUCGACGACAAGCCGAUGGAGGUUGCGUAUCUCAGCAUCAAUCCGCGCAAGACGUGGGAGUUUGCGUUGGACACGAGCAACCAGUGGGGCGAGGACUGGGAGCGCCUUGGUGUUGGCGCUGUGAAGACGCUCGACGCUGCGCUGGCUGCCGGUCGUGACUCUGCCCGCAUCAACGACAGCAUGACGGCGGAUCUGCACAAUCUCGUCCUUCGCGUUUCUUCCGAAGACGAGCCCAUCCUGCUGCGCCACCACUCCCACCCCGGCCUGGCGCUGACGUACAUCGACUGCGAAUACACCACCGUCUAUCGCGUCAUUCUCGAGGACUUGCAGCUGGACAACCAGUCGCCAGAAGCUGAAGAUUCAACCGUCCUCACCAUCGUCCCUCCGGCCCAGUCCGUCUUCCCACAACCGUCAGCCGUCAAGGUGCUCAUUGUGGAGACGAAGCAGCUUGGGGCAGCCACCCACGUGCGCAUGCUUCCACGCGUGUCCGUUCUUCUGCAGAAGAUGAACCUGUUUGUCACGGACACAUUCGCCUUCAAAGUCAUGGAUGUGUUCAAGCUGGCCCUUCCCGAGGAGGAUGCACUGGCGCAUGUGGACGUCGGCAGCGACGUGACGUGGGCGGAGAAUGCUCGAAUGGUGAUUGGCGAUGACAGCGAUGGGUCAAGAACACACACGCGCGUCUCCAUUCGAUCAUUGCAGCUGCACCCAAUCUCCAUUGUGCUGACGCUGCGGCUGCAGCUGCUGGACGACCACGAUGGUGAGGAGGAGGAGCUUGCUGGUGGACAGACCCGCAUGAUGCAAUACAAGAAAGGCCUUGUGCAAGAAGUGCUGAGCAGCAUUGGAACGGCCGCCAGCACCCUGUCCUCCAUCAGCGGCACUCAACUCAACCUCAACGCCCUCAUUCUCAAGAACGUGUUCUGCGAGCAAGACGAGCUUGUUGGAGAUAUUGUGUCGCACUACUCCAAGGAAGGCCUGAAGCAAGCGUACAAGCUGCUGAUGGGCCUUGACCUGCUGGGCAAUCCCGGGCAGAUGCUGGGACACCUCAGCUCCGGCGUCACCGACUUGUACUACGAGCCGCUUCUCGAGGGAAUCUCAAGCAUUGCAACACACACCCUCGUUGGGGCGACGGGGAUGGUGAGUUCGCUGGCGGGUGCGGUCGGCAACACAAUGGCUGCGCUGUCGCUCGACCAGGACUACCAGCGGCAGCGGCGACAGGCGGCCGGCCGGCGACGAACAGCCAUGCAGCAGAUGACGCACGGUGGCGAGCGGUUCCUGCGCGGGAUCUUUGACGGCACGACGGGCCUGGUGAUGCAGCCGCUGCAGGGGGCGCGCAAGGACGGCGUGGGCGGCUUCUUCAAGGGGAUGGGCCGCGGGCUGAUGGGCCUGGUGACCAAGCCCGUUGUUGGCGUGAUUGACAUGACGACAGGCACCAUCGACAUGGUGCGGCAGGCGAUCCAGGGCGACAAGCGCGCGCAGCGUGUGCGGGAGCCGCGCAGCAUUCGCCCCGACAACAUCUUGCGGCCGUUCUCGGCGUACGAGGCGCACGGGGUGGUGCUGCUGGCGGAGAUGAAGCGGCACAUGCAGCGCGGGCAAAUGGAUCGAUACGUCAUGCACUUUGUGCUCCAGGAUCGCGGCGGCAGAAAGGCCGGCCACCGCGUUGUCAUCUUCACGAACCGUGGCGUCAUCGUGGCGCCACUGAAGGACAUGCACAAGCCCGUGCGCGUGCCGCACCGCCUGACCCGUGGCCACCGCCUCCUUGGCGACAAGGGUAUUGAGCUCAACUAUGACGAGCAGCGCGGGAAGAAGCGCAAAUCGCGCAAGAUGCUGCUGCCGGCCAAGGACACGCGCAUGCAGGAGGUGCUCGAGGAGGCAUACGUCAAGGCGAAAUCCUACCGCUCCUAAUGAUCGCCCAGACACACGUGCACACUCCCCCCCCCCCCACAUACACAUACGCGCACACACACACACACACACACACACACACACACACAACUUUGGAUAGCCGCCACGUCGGCCUGUCUGCUUCAAACACGAAACAUCCUGUUCAGUUCAUUACAUUCGAAACCACGGCAGGCCAGCGCACUCGCACAUGUUCGCGAUGAAGUGCGUUGCCUGCUGUGCGUUUGCUUGGUUGUUCACGCCACCACUGUGAGUGCAGUGCCGCUUCGUUAAAAGUCGAGCGAUCCUUUGCGAUCGGCCUUCUUCUGGCUCUGUUUCUUCUUUUCCUUCAGUCGCCUCUCGUUAAACUGGCGCUUCCUGCACA
Salpingoeca rosetta is the source of this 12269-nucleotide messenger RNA. RefSeq lists its product as uncharacterized. Gene Ontology annotation, cellular component: extrinsic component of membrane. The record is from RefSeq and is a predicted model, not a curated record. The transcript is spliced from 40 exons. Gene Ontology annotation, biological process: protein retention in Golgi apparatus; protein targeting to vacuole. Bases 47 to 11908 code for a protein of 3953 amino acids. Lineage: Eukaryota; Choanoflagellata; Craspedida; Salpingoecidae.